Cebus imitator (Panamanian white-faced capuchin) is the source of this 3436-nucleotide messenger RNA. It is a transcript of the gene ESYT3, whose product is annotated as extended synaptotagmin 3. The transcript has 22 exons. Gene Ontology annotation, molecular function: lipid binding. Gene Ontology annotation, biological process: lipid transport. The coding region runs from base 172 to 2925 and encodes 917 amino acids. The record is from RefSeq and is a predicted model, not a curated record. Lineage: Eukaryota; Metazoa; Chordata; Mammalia; Primates; Cebidae.
CCGAGAACGCUGUGCCGCAGAGAACGCUGAGCUCGGAGCGCCGAGAGUCCCAGCAGGGCAAGGAGGCGCGGCCUGGUCCUCGCGCGUGGGAGACAGAUGGGCCCGGGCGUCGGGGAAUGCGUACCUAAGCUCGGGUGAAGCUCUCGGGAAGGGUAAGACGGCGGCGACGAGAUGCAAGCGGAGGAGCCCUGCGCCCCCCGGCCCCCCAGCGCCCCGGGAGCCCAGCGCGCGCCGGGCCCCGAGCUGCGCCUGUCCAGCCAGCUGCUGCCGGAGUUCUAUACCUUCGUGGUGCGCGUGCUGUUCUACCUGGGGCCUGUCUACCUAGCCGGCUACCUGGGGCUCAGCAUAACCUGGUUGCUGCUCGGCGCCCUGCUGUGGAUGUGGUGGCGCAGGAACCGCCGCGGGAAGCUCGGGCGUCUGGCCGCCGCCUUCGAAUUCCUUGACAAUGAACGCGAGUUCAUCAGCCGCGAGCUGCGGGGCCUGCACCUGCCAGCCUGGAUCCACUUCCCAGACGUGGAGCGGGUCGAGUGGGCCAACAAGAUAAUCUCUCAGACCUGGCCCUACCUCAGCAUGAUCAUGGAAAGCAAGUUCCGGGAGAAACUUGAGCCCAAGAUCCGGGAGAAGAGCGUCCACCUGAGGACCUUUACCUUCACCAAGCUCUACUUUGGACAGAAGUGCCCCAGGGUCAAUGGUGUCAAGGCACACACUAACAAGUGCAACCGAAGACGUGUGACGGUGGACCUGCAGAUAUGCUAUGUCGGAGACUGUGAGAUCAGCGUGGAGCUGCAGAAGAUUCAGGCUGGUGUGAACGGGAUCCAGUUGCAGGGCACCCUGCGGGUCAUCCUGGAGCCCCUGCUAGUGGACAAGCCCUUCGUGGGAGCCGUGACUGUGUUCUUCCUUCAGAAACCGCACCUGCAGAUCAACUGGACAGGCCUGACCAACCUGCUGGAUGCGCCGGGAAUCAAUGAGGUGUCAGACAGCCUGCUGGAGGACCUCAUUGCUGCCCACCUGGUGCUGCCCAACCGUGUGACUGUGCCUGUGAAGAAGGGGCUGGACCUGACCAACCUGCGCUUCCCUCUGCCCUGCGGGGUGAUCAGAGUGCACUUGCUGGAGGCAGAGAAGCUGGCCCAGAAGGACAGCUUCCUGGGGCUCCGAGGCAAGUCAGAUCCCUACGCCAAGGUGAGCAUUGGCCUGCAGCAUUUCCGGAGUAGGACCAUCUACAGGAGCCUGGAUCCCACCUGGAAUGAGGUGUUUGAGUUCAUGGUUUAUGAAGUCCCUGGGCAGGACCUGGAGGUAGACCUGUAUGAUGAGGAUACUGACAGGGAUGACUUCCUAGGCAGCCUGCAGAUCUGCCUUGGAGAUGUCAUGACCAACCGAGUGGUGGAUGAGUGGUUCGUCCUGAAUGACACAACCAGCGGGCGGCUGCACCUGCGGCUGGAGUGGCUUUCACUGCUCACUGACCAGGAACCUCUGACUGAGGACCAUGGUGGCCUUUCCACUGCCAUUCUCGUCGUCUUCUUGGAGAGUGCCUGCAACUUGCCGGUGAGUGGUGACAUGUCCAGAGUGUCACACACAUGCAACAUAAGUGCCCAUCACUUUCAAAUGGUCCUGUGUUGCUUUAACCCCAUUAUUCCUGUGCUGCAGAGAAACCCUUUUGACUACCUGAAUGGCGAAUAUCGAGCCAAAAAACUCUCCAGGUUUGCCAGAAACAAGGUCAGCAGAGACCCUUCUUCCUAUGUCAAACUAUCAGUAGGCAAGAAGACACACACAAGUAAGACCUGUCCCCACAGCAAGGACCCUGUGUGGAGCCAGGUGUUCUCCUUCUUUGUGCACAAUGUGGCCACUGAGCAGCUCCAUCUGAAGGUGCUUGAUGAUGACCAGGAGUAUGCUCUGGGAAUGCUGGAGGUCCCCUUGUGCCAGAUCCUCCCCUAUGCUGACCUAACUCUUGAGCAGCGCUUUCAGCUGGACCACUCAGGCCUGGACAGCCUCAUCUCCAUGAGGCUGGUACUUCGGUUCCUUCGAGUGGAGGAACGAGAGCUGGGGAGCCCAUACACAGGACCUGAAGCCCUAAAGAAGGGCCCUCUGCUCAUCAAGAAGGUGGCUACCAACCAGGGUCCCAAAGCCCCACCUCAGGAAGAAGGCCCUACAGAUUUGCCAUGUCCCCCAGACUCUGCGUCUGAAACUAAGGACACAACCAAGAGUACCACAACCACCACCAGUGCUACCACCGUUGCCACUGAGCCCACACCCCAAGAGAUAGGCCCAGAGCCCAAAGGCAAGGACAGUGCCAAAAGGUUCUGUGAGCCCAUGGGGCAGAAGAAGAGUUCAACCACCAUCUUCCUGACUGUCCCAGGCCCCCACUCUCCAGGACCCAUCAAGUCACCCAGACCCAUGAAAUGUCCGUCUUCCCCAUUCGCAUGGCCGCCCAAGAGGCUGGCUCCCAGCAUGUCCUCGCUCAACUCCCUGGCCUCUUCCUGCUUUGACCUGGCAGAUAUCAGCCUCAACAUUGAAGGUGGGGACCUCAGGCGGCGGCAGCUGGGCGAGAUUCAGCUCACAGUGCGCUAUGUGUGUCUGCGGCGCUGCCUCCGCGUGCUCAUCAACGGCUGCAGAAACCUGACACCAUGUACCAGCAGUGGAGCUGAUCCCUACGUCCGUGUCUACUUGUUGCCAGAAAGGAAGUGGACAUGUCGUAAGAAGACUUCAGUGAAGCGGAAGACCUUGGAACCCCUGUUUGAUGAGACAUUUGAAUUUUUUGUUCCCAUGGAAGAAGUAAAGAAGAGGUCACUCGAUGUUGCAGUGAAAAAUAGUAGGCCACUAGGCUCACACAGAAGAAAGGAGUUAGGAAAAGUACUGAUUGACUUAUCGAAAGAAGAUCUGAUUAGGGGCUUUUCACAAUGUGGACUUGAUGUUUGGCUUUGCCAAUAAGGGGCGAUGGAAGGACACUGCAAGGCUAUAGCAGGAAGAAGAGGCUUUUCUUCUGCUGUUUUCCAUUGGCGUAUAGAGCUGUUCUCAAUCACCUAAGCGCACCCCACAGUUUACCCUUGGCUCAUGCCCUAAGAACCAUGGCCUUUAUGUUUUAUCAGCAGACAGCACCUUUUGGCAAGUUUCUUAGCCACACAUGGGUUGCACGUUCCUGUGGCAGCCAGAGGAGGUCUAAAUCUCAGCUUGGUAGGGAGGCACUUAGCUAGUUUCUAACUUCCUUUCUUGUUCUCUCUCCCUUACCCGUGGGGGAAACCAUCUGCAUCCCAAAGUUGAUAUUCUGUAUCCCCUAGAGUCCACUUCUACCCCUUUUAGUAGUAAACACAAGAAUUGCUAACUAGUAAAAGGUGAUUAAGUUUUUCAUGUUUGGUUACCUGUGCAAUAUGGUUUCUGUCUCCUUAGUAUGUGUUCAAAAUUGCAAAAUAACUAUGAAAAUAAAGUAAUAGUAGAAAGCCAA